Messenger RNA from Ochotona curzoniae (black-lipped pika), 1719 nucleotides. It is a transcript of the gene CTSA, whose product is annotated as cathepsin A. The record is from RefSeq and is a predicted model, not a curated record. The transcript is spliced from 15 exons. Gene Ontology annotation, molecular function: serine-type carboxypeptidase activity. The coding region runs from base 13 to 1509 and encodes 498 amino acids. Gene Ontology annotation, biological process: proteolysis. Lineage: Eukaryota; Metazoa; Chordata; Mammalia; Lagomorpha; Ochotonidae.
CUGCAAGUACACAUGAUCGCCAGUGUCCGGGAGCCGCCUGGAGAGCGAGGACGUGAGGGACCCGAGAUGGCCCGAGCCGCGCUGUCGCCGCCACCGCUGCUGCUGCUGCUGCUGUUGUUGCUCGCCUCCUGUGUGCCCCGAACCCUGGCAGCUCCAGACGAAGAUGAGAUCGAGUGCCUGCCGGGGCUGGCCAAGCAGCCGGCUUUCCGCCAGUACUCUGGCUACCUGCGAGCCUCUGAGUCUAAGCAUUUCCACUACUGGUUUGUGGAGUCCCAGAAGGACCCCAAGAGCAGCCCAGUGGUGCUUUGGCUGAACGGGGGUCCCGGCUGCAGUUCCCUGGAUGGACUCCUCACAGAGCACGGCCCCUUUCUGAUCCAGCCGGAUGGUGUCACCCUGAAAUACAACCCCUAUUCUUGGAACUUGAUUGCAAACGUGCUGUACAUUGAGUCCCCAGCCGGGGUGGGCUUCUCCUACUCAGAUGACAAGCUUUAUGCAACCAAUGACACUGAGGUUGCCCAGAACAACUACGAGGCCCUCAAAGAUUUCUUCCGCCUCUUUCCUGAGUACAAGGACAACAAACUUUUCCUGACGGGGGAGAGCUAUGCUGGCAUAUACAUCCCCACCCUGGCAGUGCUGGUCAUGGAGGACUCCAGCAUGAACCUGCAGGGGCUGGCCGUGGGCAAUGGACUCUCCUCCUAUGAGCAGAAUGACAACUCGUUGGUCUAUUUCGCCUACUACCAUGGCCUUCUGGGGAACAGGCUCUGGUCUUCCCUCCAGACCCACUGCUGUUCUCAAAAUAAGUGUAACUUCUACGACAACAAAGACCCAGAAUGUGUGACCAGUCUUCAGGAAGUGUCCCGCAUCGUGGGCAACUCGGGCCUCAACAUCUAUAACCUCUACGCCCCCUGUGCCGGCGGGGUGCCCGGUCACGUCAGGUAUGAGAAGGACAGCCUUGUGAUCCAGGAUCUAGGCAACCUCUUCACUCGCCUACCACUCAAGCGGACGUGGCAUCAGCUGCUGCUGCGAACUGGGGACAAAGUGCACAUGGAUCCUCCCUGCACCAAUACCACUGCUGCCUCCACCUACCUCAACAACCCUUAUGUGCGCAAGGCGCUCCACAUCCCGGAGCAGGUGCCCACCUGGGACAUGUGCAACUUGUUGGUGAACAUACAGUACCGCCGCCUCUACCAGAGCAUGAAAGACCAAUACCUGAAGCUGCUCAACUCACAGAAGUAUCAGAUCCUGUUGUACAAUGGAGAUGUGGACAUGGCCUGCAAUUUCCUGGGGGAUGAGUGGUUUGUGGAUUCCCUGAACCAGAAGAUGGAGGUACAGCGCCGGCCAUGGCUGGUGGACUACGGGGAGAGUGGGGAGCAGAUCGCCGGCUUCGUGAAGGAGUUCUCCCACAUUGCCUUUCUCACCAUCAAGGGCGCUGGACACAUGGUUCCCACCGACAAGCCCCAGGCUGCCUUCACCAUGUUCUCCCGUUUCCUGAACAGACAGCCCUACUGAGGCCACUGGAACAACCCUCACCCUCCCCACACGCCAUACCUCACCCACCACUGCCCGGCCACAACCCCCAUAGCCUCGCCCCGCUAAGAAUGCCAGUAGGGAGGGUCUCCUUUAUGCAAAAUGCCCCUGUGGGGCAUGUCCCAGCCUUCUGGAAUGAUCAGCGUGCACACAUACACACACACACACACACACACACACACACACACACAC